AUGAGUGAAUCAGAAAAUUUCAAACUUAAGGGUUGUACACAAGAUGGUCGUGCAGACAUGACUAAUUUUGAGAUGGAUCUUUUUGACACAAGAAUGAAUUCAUACAAUAUUGAUAAAGAAGAAAGUGAGGAAUGUUGUAAGAAUUCUUUUAUAAAACCUGCAUGCCUUCCAAUAACAAUUGUUUGUUUUUUUAUUUCUAUGGUUAUUAUAUUUCCAUUAUUAAAUGAUGAAGGAUAUGAUACAAGUACUAAAAAUUAUGAAAGAACUGGUAUAUGUAUGGAUUCAUGUUCAAUUAGAUUAGUUGAAAGUAUACCAACUAAUUUAACUUAUGAUAAUAUAAAAUUAUCUUAUCUAUCAACAUAUGAUGCAUGGAAUAUUCUUCUUGAUAAAGCAACAAAAUCUAUUGAUAUGGCUGUUUUAUAUUGGAAUUUAAGAGAAAAUGACUCUAAAAAAUUUCCUACAAGUAUUGAGGGAAGAAAUAUUUAUGAAAAAAUAAAAAAAAUUGGUAAAAGUGGUAUUAAUAUUAGAGUAGCACAAAAUUUAGAAUCAAAAUCUUUUCCACAAACUGAUGCUUUUGAUUUAAAAAAAGAAGCUAAUGUUAAUGUAAGAUCAUUAAAUUUUACUAAACUUCUUGGUUCUGGUGUUUUACAUACAAAAUUUUGGAUUGUUGAUCAAAAACAUAUUUAUAUUGGUAGUGCAAAUAUGGAUUGGAAAUCAUUAACUGAAGUUAAAGAGAUGGGUGUAUUAAUAGAAAAUUGUUCUUGUUUAGCACAUGAUUUACAUAAAAUAUUUAUCGUUUAUUGGACACUUGGAUCUCCUGAUUCACAAAUUCCUAAAAGAUGGCCUAUAUAUUUAAGAACACAUUUUAAUUAUAAUAACCCAAUGUUAUUAAAAUUAAACUCAUUUCCAUCAACAGCUUUUUUUUCAUCAUCACCACCAGAAUUUUCACCUAAAGGAAGACAAAAUGAUUCUGAUGCUAUUCUUGAUGUUUUUGAUGGUGCAGAAAAAUAUGCAAAAUUUGCUGUAAUGGAUUAUCUUCCAACAACAUUAUAUAUGAGUUCUAAUAAAAAUUUUUUUUGGGGUGAUAUUGAUUUUAAAAUUCGUGAAACAAUUUAUAGAGGUAUAAAUGUUAAAAUUCUCCUUUCACAAUGGGAUCAUACAAAAAAUGAAACAAUACCAUAUAUGAAAUCUCUUCUUCAAAUGAAUGAUGCAAAUAUUAAAGGAAAAGUUGAGGUUAAAUUUUUUAAAAUACCAUCAACAGAAGAACAAAAAAAAAUUACAUAUGCAAGAGUUAAUCAUAAUAAAUAUAUGGUUACUGAUCAACAUGCACUUAUUGGUACUAGUAAUUGGGUUGGUGAUUAUUUUAUUACAACUGCUGGUGUUAGUUUAGUUAUCGGUAAAGACUAUGAUAAUAUAAAUGAAAAAAAAGGAAUUGUUGAAGAAUUAAAUGACAUCUUUGACAGAGAUUGGAAUAGUAAAUAUUCUAAAAGUUUAGUUCUUUAA
Strongyloides ratti is the source of this 1503-nucleotide messenger RNA. Its product is annotated as Phospholipase D/Transphosphatidylase domain-containing protein. NCBI's taxonomy places the organism in Eukaryota, Metazoa, Nematoda, Chromadorea, Rhabditida, Strongyloididae. Gene Ontology annotation, molecular function: catalytic activity. The coding region runs from base 1 to 1503 and encodes 500 amino acids. The record is from RefSeq and is a predicted model, not a curated record. The transcript is spliced from 2 exons.